Paramecium tetraurelia is the source of this 2856-nucleotide messenger RNA. RefSeq lists its product as uncharacterized. The transcript has a single exon. NCBI's taxonomy places the organism in Eukaryota, Ciliophora, Oligohymenophorea, Peniculida, Parameciidae. The record is from RefSeq and is a predicted model, not a curated record.
AUGGAUUAGAGUAAUAUGAAUCUAUACAAAAUUCCUUUUCUAGAGGAAUUAACAAAGAAUGAGAAAACAGCAACAAUUAAUAAAGGAGAUCUAACAAUUAUUGGAGUAAUUGAUGCUUCAGGUUCUAUGAGUAAUUGUUGGGCAUGGUUGGCUAAUUUCUGGAACAAGAGUAUUCCUAAGGAUAAUUUGAUCGCAAUUACAUUCUCAAAUAACCCAACCGUAUUGAAAGAUAAUAAAGAACUAAAUUUAGAUAUUGGAAAACAUGGAGGUGGUGGAACUGAAAUCGUUCCUGCUUUCGUUGAAUUUGAAAAAUAAUUAGCUAAUGUUCCUACACAGAAUAAUGUAACUGUGAUCUUCAUUAGUGAUGGGUAGGAUAAUUCAGUAAAAACUUUGGAUACCAGAAUGAAAAAUCAACUCAAAGGUAAUUUGUUGAAUCACCGCAUUAAUUUCAUAUGCUUAGGAGUAGAAAAAGGCUUUCCCACUAAUCUAGCAAUGAAUUUAAGAGAACUUUAUCAUAGAGGAGAUCCUCAAAUACCUGCUAUCUAUUUAAUUGAAUACUCAAGUGAAUAGGCCUUUUUUAAUAAGUUUGAAACUAUGAAAUAAUAUUUCUACCCUGCAAGAGUUUUGUAGCUAAAUUAAUAUGUCAAUUUGUACCCUUAUGAUGAGUAAAUCACUAAAGAAGUAUUCGAAGGUUAAUGGUGUAUAUGUUAUAAAAAUGAUCUUAAAAUAAUUAGUAAUGGAUUGAGUAUUUAAUUGGAAAGCAUAAAAGAAGAUUAAAUCACUAUUGAAGAUGCUAUUGAUAUUUUCAGAUCAUGGGUUUAAAAUCUAUAACUCAAAAUCAUUCAAUAAAAACAAGAGUUACCUGGAUAAUGCUAAUAAUGCUUAGAUAUUAUGAAGAGAAUCGUUGGACACCUUAAUGCAAAAUUAGGAUUUGACAUAUUAUCAGUUUCUUAGAAUGAUAUCCUGAACUCCGAUAAAUCAUUCCACGUUAGAGUGAAGGAGGGUUUUGUUUAUAAGUAUUGCACAAAAAUUUUAUAUUUUAUCAAUGAGAUUGAGGCUCUAAUGAAAGGAGUAAAUCCAAAAUAAUUGAGCGAAUUUGAAUAAGCAAAAAGAUUGAUGAUUGGCACAAUUACAGGAAAGCAUUUGUAAAAAGCUUUAGCUCUAAAAGGAAUCACUAUAGAAGAAUUUUAAAUUAUUAAAUAAGAAUUCAUCAACAUCGUUAAAAAUACAUAAUUUAACUAGUAAAAUGAUCAGGGAUAAGAAAGAUCAGUUAUUACACUUGAGAAUUUUAGAGAUAUAUUAAGGGAUCAUGCUUAAAUGGAGGAAUCAAUGAAAUACAUUAAAUCUCAAUAUGACUUUGUAGAAACCUUCCCUUUGAUUGGUUAAGGUAUAAAAGUCAAAAGAUUGGAAGGAUCUCAAGUAAAUCCAUGGUUGGUAAAUGUAAUAAAUUUUGCAAAGCAAAAUAAAGUUAUAGACUCUGGUUAUUUGAUUAAGAAUAAUUUUUAGAUUCAAUUAAAUGUAGGAGGUUAAUAACCGGAAGAAAUAAAUUGUAUACUUCCUUUGUUCAAUGAAACAGAUCAAGAUUUAUAACCAAUUUUAAGAUCAAGAAUUAUUAAGUUACUCAUGACCUUUAUGGUAUAGUAAAAUGUAGAUACACUUUAUGAAGAAUCAUAUUUAGCAUUGUUGGCUAACUCUCUAACAUAUAUUUUAUAAGAACCAGAUAGUUAAUGGAAAUUUGAACAUUUAGAAUUGAUUUAUAACACUAUUAAAAUUGUUUAUAGUGGAACUAAAUAAUUUGAAGAUUAUUUAAAUAAAAUAAUUAAUAAAACAAAUUUGGCAUUGAUGGAAAAAGAUUAAGAAUAUGAACAGUUUAUUUCUUUACCAAAAGCUAUAAUCUAUAUAUUUUAUGCAUUUAGAAGCGGAUUGAUAUAGAUUUAAGACUUUGAGAAAUAUAUUAAAGACCUAAUUGUCUAUAGUAUUUUUAUAGUUUACUCCAGAAGUCCUUAAAUAAAAAAUAAUUGCUUUAAGACCCAAUUAAGCAAGGAAGGUGAAAUAAAAUAAAAAGAAUAUCUUGAAAAAUAUUUCUCAAAAUGUUUGUAUUUAAAAGAUUUUAGAAAUUCUUUACAAAAAAAUUUUAAGUAAGCCAUAAAAGAGUCAGUCUUUUAAAUAGAUUCUUCCAUUAAAAUUAAUGAUGAUAUACUUUAUAACAUUGACUCAAAAUUUAAUUUGAAAUCAAUUGAAAGUCUUUACUAAUUAGUUUUAAAAAAAUAAUUUGACAUCAACUAGUACAAGUAUUAUUUUAAUCAUGUAUUCAAUAACAAUUAACAUGAAGUUCUGACUAAACCAAUAGAUUUUACUGCUGAUGAUUAAAUCAAUAAAUUAAUUACUCUUAAUGAAUAGCAAUAUAGUAACUUAGAUUAUUUAAGAUAGUAAAUGGAGGAGAAAUACUUAUAGAUUUAUUUAGAUACUCAUUUAAUUAUUCCUCCAUUCACAAAACAAGAGUUAAUCGAGGAAUGUUAAAAAAAAGGAGUAAAUUUCCAAUAGAUUGUCUUUAAUGAAGCCAUAGGAAUGACCAAAAAUUGUUGCAUGGCAAAACAAUGCCCAUUUUAUUUAUAACCGAUGGAAACUGUUGUUUUUAGAAAACAUUUACAUAAUUGGUAAGAUCUCUACCCAAGAGGAUUUCAUGGAUUUGUCUUAUAAAAUAUUGAAUAGGGUUAUUCAGAUGAUGAAUUAUUUAGAAAUGCUAAAAUAAGAUACGCAGGAUUUCCUGGAAAAUUUGGUGGAACCAAAGAACAAUCAUAUUAAUAUUUUUCGAUUCUUAGAGAAUUUUAGAAAAAAAAUUUAUAAUAAAUAUGA